UUAAAAAACAUUGGCGUUAUAGAAAAGGUAGGGAAAGACCGUGACAAAGCUCAGACAGCAAAUACAUUCCGUAAUAUCGACAGUCUUUUGGACUUCUUACCAUAUUUUGCGAUUGCUACUAGAUAAUAGUUAACCGCUCUGCAAGUGUACUGUUUUCAGUACUUCAAGAAAACUGGCAUCUUCAAAGUGCAUGAAUUAAGAUACAGGAUUCUCGUUGUACGCAGCGUUUCUAAUCUGGAAAAGGACGAUGCGGCAUUUUAUUUGAGACAUCGACGGGGCGGGUGGAUUUGGCACACUGGAUUUAUUAGCUAGCCGCUACCAGCGCUAACCUUUUCAAUCAUAUUUACAUAGGAUUGGAUCAGAAUCUACCUUUUCAGAUAAACACGAAUUUAGUUAAGUCUUCCGUUCGAAUAUGUUGUUGUCAAAGUUUGGCUCAUUCUCGCACAUUUGCCACCCUUCGAGCAUGGACCAUUUACCGGUGAAAAUACAGCUCCAGCCAGUUAAAGUGGAAAAGGAGCCGUUCGAAAAGGUCUACACUGUGGGAUCCGUGCUGGGCAGCGGUGGAUUCGGCACAGUCUACGCUGGUAGUCGGCUCUCGGAUGACGCACUGGUCGCAGUGAAACAUGUGCCGAAGGAGCGGGUGACCGAAUGGGGAACUAUUAAUGGUGUGAUGGUGCCUUUGGAGAUUAUUUUAUUGAAGAAAGUCAGUUCGUCGUUUCGGGGGGUUAUAAAACUCCUGGAUUGGUAUGAGCGACCAGACGGCUGGUUGAUUGUUAUGGAACGGCCGGAGCUGGUCAAGGAUCUUUUCGAUUUCAUAACGGAGAAGGGCGCCUUGGAUGAAGAGACGGCAAGGGGAUUUUUCCGUCAGGUUUUGGAGGCAGUCCGCCACUGCUAUAGCAGCGGGGUAGUUCACAGAGAUAUCAAAGAUGAAAAUCUGCUGGUAGACCUACGCACUGGGGAGCUCACGCUUAUUGACUUUGGUUCAGGGGCGAUUCUCAAGGACACGGUCUACACUGACUUUGACGGUACAAGAGUUUAUAGUCCACCAGAGUGGAUCCGCUUCCAUAGAUACCACGGGCGCUCAGCUACGGUGUGGUCGCUAGGGGUGCUGCUGUAUGACAUGGUCUGUGGAGACAUCCCCUUUGAGCAAGAUGAGGAAAUCCUCCAGGGGAGACUGUACUUCAGGAGGAGAGUGUCUAAUGAGUGCCAGCAGCUGAUCAAGUUGUGCCUGUCGUUACGGCCCUCAGACAGGCCUACUCUAGAACAGAUCCUUGACCACCCGUGGAUGCGCUUGGCUGGGGAAGUGUCGAUGUCCAAGCCUGAGGAUGGGGACAUCCGGCUGAGGACCAUCGACACGGACACAUCUAGCACAAGCUCCAGCAAGGAGAGCCUAUGAAAGAAGGAAGAGGGGAUGAGAGGAGAAAAGGAGUGAAUGGACAUGAGGGGAUGGGGGGGUUUAACUGGACUUAAAAGGGCUCUGGUCCUUAUGCCCCACCAUGGCUUGGGCUGGCAGAAUUAUUUUUGGUUUCCUUUUGUAGGGAAUUAUUAUAAUUUAUUACGGUUUGUUCUUCCUUUUAUCUUGUUUAUUUUAUUUUUUAUAACUCAUGAAUUGUUUCCAAAUGUGGAACAUUUGCUGUUUGGGCGGUCUUUACCAGUGACUAUUUAUUUUGUACUUUAUUAUUUUCUAAUUUGUUAUAACAAGGCUGAUUUAUGCAUCUGGUUUAAAGCCCCUUAUUCAGACAUAGCUGCUCUCAUAGAGCUUGGAGAAUGCUUUAUAUUUAAAUGUUUUUGAUUUGGAGUGCCUUUUUGAAAGCUGCUUCUCUCGGGGGCUUUUGUCAUAACUUUUUGUUGUUAUAACCCUUUCGGGCUGGUUUGUUGGUACGUAUCCCACCCUGUCAUGAUGGAGAUUAGUUGUCUUCCUCCAUAACAGUGUGGUAAACUACACCACCCAGCAUUCUUAGGGAUCAUAAAAUAGGGGAUGAAGGCGGGAGUUGACUGUUGACCAUGGAAUACUUGAAAUGCAACUCACUCACACUGCGCCCCCUUACUAAGCUGCUCACUCAUACUACAGCCUUGAGUUGUUUGGAUUUCUCAAAAUUGGAUCCUUUCAUUUCUGAAUGUGUAUUAAAACUACAUUAUCUGUGUGUUUAGCCCCUUGGAAAUGUAUUUUAAUUGAAUGUUUUCCCCCCCAUCUCACUACUGGCACUACAUUGCUCUUGCCCUGGACUGGUGUAUCAUGGCUUAAGUGUGAAAUGCACAAUCAAUGCAAUAUUCAUGGUCUCAGUUAUGUCUUUCACAAUACAAAUAUUGUGCAGUCCCCCCCACCCCCCCAUGCUGUUAAUUUAUACAGAAUGUGUAGACAUUCCACACUCUUUUGGCUCAUAUUUAUUGUGGAUGUUUAAGAGAAGGUGAGAAAUCCCAGAACUUGCAUAUCUUUACAUGGCCUGUUUUGCAUUCCUGUAAUGAUAUUUUUACACUUCAACAAAACUUUUUUUUGUUUUUUUUUUGGUUGUGGAUGGAUGCACUGAAUUUGUCGAAAGGGAAUAAAACAAGGUUUACUUACAUUUGGAAGAGCUAUGAAUGUGAUUGAACUCCUUUUUAUAGUCCUGUAAGUAAUGUUGGCUUGACUUAAUCUAAAAGUACAUCUGCUUUUUGGGGUACAUUAUACUUGUGCUGUCUCCAUGCAUUAAACUCCAUGGACGCACAUGGCUAUUGGGUUAGAUAAGGCUAUUCUAGUUAGUGACUAUGAUGAAUCUGUGGCUUGCCUGGUGUUAGAUAUUCUCUUUCAGUUUAGCUGUAUGACAUGAAUGAUAGAUCUGGUGAUGCAAUUUUUUUUUUUAUACAAACAUUUCAAUUAAAUCCCUUUGUACAUAAAU
Molecule: messenger RNA, 2876 nt
Organism: Oncorhynchus tshawytscha (Chinook salmon)
Lineage: Eukaryota; Metazoa; Chordata; Actinopteri; Salmoniformes; Salmonidae
Product: serine/threonine-protein kinase pim-3
Exons: 6
Coding region: 413-1396 (327 amino acids)
Biological process (GO): negative regulation of apoptotic process; protein autophosphorylation; regulation of mitotic cell cycle
Cellular component (GO): cytoplasm
Molecular function (GO): protein serine/threonine kinase activity; ATP binding
Source: RefSeq, a predicted model, not a curated record